Fimicolochytrium jonesii is the source of this 2655-nucleotide messenger RNA. RefSeq lists its product as uncharacterized. The coding region runs from base 1 to 2655 and encodes 884 amino acids. The record is from RefSeq and is a predicted model, not a curated record. Lineage: Eukaryota; Fungi; Chytridiomycota; Chytridiomycetes; Spizellomycetales; Powellomycetaceae. The transcript is spliced from 8 exons.
AUGACAAGGGAAAGACUGCCUUUACCCAGGGCGAAACUGCCAGUGCCCUUAUCCAAGGCUGAGCUCUCCGACGGUCGCACCGCCAUCGCCGCCAUCGGAAAAGAGAGCCGCUUCAGCAAAGCAAUUGCUGCUCCAAUCACAGCCAACUCCCGAUUCCAGGAUGUGAUGAAGAGCACCCCCACCUUCCUAAACCAGGCCGCUUCGAAAGUACUUUCGGCUUUGCAACAGGUUGUCAAGGCUGAUCCGGUUUUCGGUCGGAUCAUAGGCCCAUGCCUGGACGUCUUCAAGUGGGCGCUGGAACUGGAGGAACAGAAAGCUUCCGCUACCUCAGCCGGUGAAGGACUUUGGGCUAAAAUUGUUGAUGUCAUGGGUAUCAUGGAGACUGUUCAGUCCAUAACUUUGGAGGGGCCCACCUCGGAACAACUAUCAGCUAUCGGGAUAAUUGUGGAGCGCCACAUCCAGGAGAUUCAUCGUACGAUCCGGGACGCCUACGCAUUCAUCAUGUAUUACAGAGAGACUAUAUGCGGCAAAAGCAUUGUCGCAAAAAGUCUCCGACGGCUUCGCGCUUCGAAGCAUAAGGAGCAGUUUGAUACCUUCACGAAUAAGCUGCAAUCGCAUCAGGAGGGGUUGCUGUUGCAGCACAGCCUUCAUGGAAGCGGUCGCAUUGCCGAAAUUCAUGGAAAGUUGGUGGCUGUACAGGCAACUCUGGCCGAUCGUGCAGCAGCGGAAAUGGAAGACGAUAUUCAAUCAUUCAAGCUAGCAGCAGGCGUCGCCGCUGUCGGCACCUCGGUCUCACUAUCAUGGGAAGAUAUCCAACGCAUCAUGGGUACCUCUUUCAAGGAAAUAGUAUCAAAGGAGGAUGCCCACGAAAUUCAGGCAGCACUGCAAACGGAGCUGUCAGAUAUCAUCAGUCGUAACAGCGUGAAAUUGCAGGUGGCGAUUGAUGACUGCAAAAAUUUCAUGAAGCAACGAUUUGGAGACCUCGAAACUGCCAUCAAGAGUGGAGUUCACAGCUCGAUCAACGAUGCCGGUUUUCAAGAAAUGUGGGCAACUGCGGGCUGGCCUGCAGAAGGUGUUACUCGGCCCCUGUUCAAGGAGCAUUUUGCCCGAUACUUCGGAAUAUCGCCGGAUUUCUGGAUCAAAAUGAUUGAUGCGGAUGAAUCGGGCAAUAUUUUCACCACAGAAAUAAACAAGUUCAUUGAAAAUAUUCCCAAGUGGGUCAAAAAGGCUGUCGAGCUGGAUAGCGAUAUUGCCGAUGAUCCAAAAACACGGACUCUGGCGCUUCUCAAGGAGUAUGGGGACUAUAUUCACGUCAGGCACGAUGAGGCUAGAAAAAGGAUUUUGGCUGACAUCGCGAAGACUUUGGCAUUUUAUCUUCCCCGUCUGGCCCAUCAGUUGGGUGAUCAAAGUGACAUAUGGGCGGCCCUGCAAGAUUUAACACCUGCUGUCCACCGAUGGUUAUAUACCCAGUAUCACUUCCUCAAACCGAACGUGCCGGCCUUUCCGAUGGACCAGAAUGCUCUGCAUCUUUGCAUUCGAGCGCUCAAGAAUCCGUAUUAUAAACAAAACGCAAAGUACAAUGCCGAUCUGUUUACGACAGACGAGGAAUCUCACACUGGCUCUGUAUCGACAAACUCCUACGAACUUUGGAUCGAUGAUUUCCUGGAAAACGCGAUGACGUACUUCGAUGAGCAUGCUACCGCAGGCCCGGUCUUCUAUUUUAGGGAGGCUUCUUCGUCGUUGCGGGGCGAAAUCUAUCGUCAACGUGGAGCAUUUGCGGCCGAUCUUGUGGAGCUCGCGUUGUGCCGAGCUGCUCUAUGGAACGCAUUAGAAUUCUUCAAAACGCAAGCGAAGGACGAAUAUGCGAAUGAGGAAAGAACACGACUGCAAGGAAGCCGACCAAAGGCAUCCCUCAAGCGCUUGGAGAGCCAUUUCUUCCUUCUUGAAAUGAAGUCAAUGUUUUCAAAUGACGAACCACAGCUUGAUUCCCGCGAACCUCAAACGAAAAUUCGAGGGAUUUACAAUGACUACGUGACGCUUGCUAUAGAGAAACGGGAGACACCCAAGACCGAGGCACCUGCUGAUAUCAGCUCCGCGGUACGGCUCUUGAUAGGAUCACUCAAUCUGACAGAUUUACUGAAAGAAGCGCCAGCCUCCCACAAUUCGAACCUUUCAAAUACGCUGCCUCCCACUUGCUCUUUGUCAGACCAUGAGAUCAGAAGCAUAUAUAGCGUCGACACCCCAACAACACCCCACGUCCUUCCACCUCACCUGAUCGUCUCUUUGCCUCCAGACUGUUUGAGACCAGUGUACGCACCUGAGUAUGCCCGGCUCGAAGACUUCCGGUAUGAUUACGAUGGAGUUUACGGUGGAGUAAAGAGCGACGUUUCACGUUCAAGCUACGAAGAAGACCUAUACGGAGAGAUCGAACCGUAUGAACUUUAUCAAGACAUGGCCUGGGAGUUGUACAGUAAGAAAUUACUAGUAGGGUUGGCCAAAAGUCCUCACGUUGACGAAGAAGAGGCGCAGUUUGUAGCACAAGCUAGAAGUAGGAAGCCUUCGAAGCCGUUGUGGAGCCCGGAUGCAGAGUUUGUAGCGGCCCUGCGAAGUGCAAUGCAAAGAAAGGAAAGAGAGGUGUGCUGGUAUGACGACUGA